Molecule: messenger RNA, 618 nt
Organism: Cimex lectularius (bed bug)
Lineage: Eukaryota; Metazoa; Arthropoda; Insecta; Hemiptera; Cimicidae
Product: extensin-2-like
Exons: 3
Coding region: 35-565 (176 amino acids)
Source: RefSeq, a predicted model, not a curated record
UUUCGCCUUUUGACCUGUCACUCAGGGCUAAGAGAUGGAAUUAUUGCCACUUACCGUGUUUGCCGUUCUUUCUACGGCAGUUUUGUGUGAAGAACUUGCGACAGAGGUUAAAAGGGAGAAAAAAGACAUUUCAAAACUUCAAAAUUUAGGCCUCAACUAUGGUAACAAAUUUAACAAAGGAUAUUACCCUUCUGGAGGCUAUUUACCACCUAGUUAUAACUACGACUACAACUACGAUAGAAGACCUUUCUACCCGACUCCACAGUGCGAUUGCCGUGUAUCCCCACCGCCACCUCCACCGGCUCGCUGCGGACCUUCCUUCUAUCCCGGCCCAUCCGGUUUUGGUCAACAGACUUUUUCAAGCGCCUCCAAAAACUACUACCUUCCUCCGAGACCUGCUCCAUUUCCACCAUCGGCCACCGUCGAUGACACCCUCGUCGUCUACCCUGCAGGCCCGCCUUCUGUGACAGUAAAUGCGGUCGCUCCAGUCUUAAGCGCACAUUCGCCCAAAGCAGUCGAAAGUUCCGGCUACAACUAUGCACGCCCCACGGUGCCCUUCAAUUAAAAAUUAACGAUUUUGUAUUUUUAACAGGAAUUAAUAUAUGAUUAAAAAUAAUA